GAUCCCAGAUCGCGUAUCCGUGUAGUUUGGUAACGUAACUCCAUUUAUGCGGUGGUCUUUGCAGCAGCGCAAAUAUGAAGCAACUCGACGUGUACAGUAUCGCUCGAUGCGAACAUUCCGUGAUCAUCGUAUUCCUUCAGCUGAUCCUCAUCAGUGUGUUCUUGGUAUGCACGAUCUACGAUGUCCAAGCGGAUGCGAGCGAAACGAGGAAUUCCUUGCACUACGUCUACGGCGGCUUCAAACCCGAAUCAAACUCAAUCUACAAAUUCUACAAUAUGUUCCAAGAUGUGCACGUGAUGAUCUUCGUGGGCUUCGGUUUCCUGAUGACAUUCAUGAAACGGUACGGCUUCAGCGCGGUGGGAUUUAAUUUCCUGGUGGCAGCACUCCUCGUCCAAUGGGCCAUCCUCUGCAACGGCUUUUAUCACAUGGACGAGAACUACAAGAUACCAAUCAGCAUAGUGAGUCUGCUGAAAGGAGACGUCGCUGUUGCCACCGUUCUCAUCUCGAUGGGCGCCGUCCUGGGUAGAACCUCACAUAUGCAGCUCAUCUUCAUGGGUCUCUUGGAAAUAGCUUUCUUCUCAUUCAACGAAUACAUAGCCGCCAAAUUCUUCAUCGUCACUGAUGCUGGUGACUCGAUGUUCGUGCAUGCAUUUGGUGCGUACUUCGGUUUAGCCGUGAGCUUCGUCCUUACAAGGAAACAAAAGUUAACCGAUGAAGAACGCAGCAUGGAAGCAUCUAGUUAUAUGUCCGAUAUGUUUGCUAUGAUCGGUACUGUAUUUUUGUGGGCUUUCUGGCCCAGCUUCAACUCGGCCGAAUUGGAAGGCGAUGCUCAGCACAGAGCCAUCAUCAACACGUACUUGUCGUUAACAGCAAGUUGCGUGGUUGCUUACGCAUUUUCAUCGGCUUUCACGCCUCACCACAAAUUCGAUAUGGUCCACAUCCAGAAUUCCACUUUAGCUGGUGGAGUAUCUAUUGGAACAAUGGCCAAUUUGAUGGUGCAACCAUUCGGAGCUCUCAUCAUCGGUUCAAUGGCCGGAGUCCUUUCAGUCAUCGGUUACUGCUUCAUCACCCCAUGGGUUGACAAUAAACUGAAGGUUAAGGAUACCUGCGGAGUGCACAAUUUGCAUGGAAUGCCUGCUUUAUUGGCUGGAGCAGGAGGAGCUCUCUUCGCCUUCUUAGCCAGCGAGGACUCCUACAAAAUGGGACUGUAUCAAAUCUUUCCUGCCAUGGCUUCUCCUGAUUUAAAGGCAACCGACGAAUACCCACUGCUCGAAGGUGGAUUAGGAAGGACGUCCGCUCAGCAAGCAGGAUAUCAGUUGGCAGCCCUUGGUUGCACGCUCGGAAUCGCGAUAGUUUCCGGUCUAUUCACAGGUCUGUUUGUUUCGAGCCCAUUGACUUCCGGACAAAGUCGCAACGGAGCGUACAAGGACGACCCCUGUUGGUUGAUCCACGAACACGAACAUCCCACAGAGCUGCCGUUAAAAGUGAGCACUGUCAGCGAGCACGUUACAGAUAUCCAUCCACCCACGAUAGUGACGACGCCGCAAAUUUGAAUUUCCCGCCUCUAACAAGCGCGGACAACCCGUCAUAUAGUCUUCGACCCUAGUCAGUUAUUCUGUGUAAAAUUUAGUGGCACCAAAUAAAUCGUUAAUUAAUCUUA
Messenger RNA from Nicrophorus vespilloides, 1660 nucleotides. RefSeq names its product ammonium transporter Rh type A (gene Rh50). NCBI's taxonomy places the organism in Eukaryota, Metazoa, Arthropoda, Insecta, Coleoptera, Silphidae. Bases 75 to 1553 code for a protein of 492 amino acids. Gene Ontology annotation, cellular component: plasma membrane. Gene Ontology annotation, biological process: ammonium homeostasis; ammonium transmembrane transport. Gene Ontology annotation, molecular function: ammonium channel activity. The transcript has 7 exons. The record is from RefSeq and is a predicted model, not a curated record.